AACGUUCCCACUUUCCAAGCAAUAUCUUCUCCGUAUUUCCUUUUAAUAUAAAACACCUCAAUUUCUUCUCAUCUCAUAACAUCACAAAGUAUUGACUUCCAAAGCUUUCUUUCGGUCUCUCGUUCUUAGUUUGAAAUUCAAUAUGAACAAGUUGAAGGAAGAAUCCAUCAUCAUCCGUGAAGUCUGGGCAUCCAACUUAGAGUAUGAAUUCAGUCUCAUCCGUCAAGUUAUCCAUCAAUAUUCUUUCAUCUCACUAGACACUGAAUUUCCUGGCGUAAUUCAUUUACCCAAAAUAGACCGUCGCUAUCUUACUCCCUCUGAACACUACCGUUACUUGAAGGCCAACGUUGAUGCGCUUAAACUCAUCCAAGUUGGUCUCACCCUUUCCGACGCUAAGGGAAACCUUCCAAAUUUCGGAACCAAUAACAGCUACAUAUGGGAAUUUAAUUUCUGCGAUUUUGACGUCAAUAAUGAUCUUUAUAAUCAAGAUUCGAUUAAUAUGCUCCGCCGUCAAGGGAUUGACUUUGAUCGCAAUUUGUGUCACGGUGUGGAUUCGGUGCGUUUUGCUAAGCUAAUGUUCUCGUCUAUACUUGUUUUUCACAAAUCAAUUGUUUGGGUUACAUUCAGCAGUGCUUAUGAUUUCGGGUAUUUGGUGAAGAUCUUAACCCGGAAGAAUUUACCAAACAGUUUGGAGGAUUUUUUAACUAUGGUAGAAGUGUUGUUUGGAAAAAAUGUGUAUGAUAUGAAACACAUGAUGAAGUUUUGUAAUGCUUUGUAUGGUGGUCUUGAGCGAGUAGCUACUACUCUUAAUGUGGGUCGGGCAGUUGGAAAAUCUCAUCAAGCUGGAUCUGAUAGUUUGUUAACAUGGCAUGUAUUUAAGAAAAUGAUGGAUACAUGUUUUAUCAAUAACAUGGCUCAAAAGCAUGCUGGAGUGCUAUUUGGGUUAGAAAUGAUUGUAGUUAAAUGAAAGAGAAUACAAGAUAAUAAUUGUAACCCAAAUUGAAAUAUAUAAAAUAUUUAUUCUUUGAUUGUUUAAUAAUUGUUUACUGCUGGAAACUUUGUGCCAUUACUCAUUAAGUUAACUGAUAUCAGUAUCUGGAAAUUAUGAUAAUUGUUUACUGCUGGAAAACUUUGUGUCAGUCUCCUUAAUUCAUAUGUUUUUUUAAGAAUGUUUUCCUAACUGAAAAUAAAGUGAUAUAGUAGAAUUUAACUUACAUAGUUACCUAUGCAUUGUCACAUGUGAUUUGAUAACUAAUUAAUCAAUUUAACAAAUCAAAUAUGCUCAUUAUAAUUCGGCUUCUAGCUUUUGUGGUGGUUAUUGUGUUAGCUUGAGGGGUGGGAAUAGAAGGCCUGAUCACCCUUUGGACCAUUAUAAGUUUCGCUUAAUGGGCCAGGAAAUAGCUCAAGGCUUCGUUUCUUUUUCGAUAUUGCGCUCCCUAAGAUGGCUAAUUGCACCCCUUUUCAUCAAAUGUGUUUUCCUCCUAUUUUUGAUCAACCACUUGGCUCCCUUGAUUGAGUAGUUCAGAUUUAGGAUUUUAAAAUUACAUAGUUAUCCUCCAAGGAUAUGGUUCGUUUGUUCUCACUAUUGGGGUGCCAUUUGGCUCCCUUACCUCAGAGGGCUCUUUAUUAUUAGAGUCAGACCUAGCGGCAGAUACACCAGCUUGUUUUACUUCACGACCUUCAGACGAUUAUCAGACUUUAGCCCUUGUCGAUUUUGGUUCAUCUUGUGGAGUUUGGGUAUCGGACUCAUGCUAACUUCCUAUUAUAUAUAGAUGAGGUAACAUCGUGUUCUUCCACUCAUCUUCUAUUGGUUUUUGUUCGCGGGAUAGUGUUUCUAUGCCUAUAUCAAAGAGUGGCAUGAGUUCACAUGGUUUUUCUUUAUCAAUUUGUCUUGAAGGGACUUCUUCUCCAUUGUCUCCUUAUUUUGUGACUAUGGUGCCAUCUUUAGAUGGGGUUUUUGAUGUGUUUUAGAGAGAAGAUUUGUGUAAUUUUGUGUUGAGUAAUGAGUUAGAACUAGGAAGUUAAAGGCCCUAGAAAAAAAGAUAGAAGCUAGAAAUAUGUCAGGUCGACAAGGGGUUCACGUCGAUGUUAAUUUUUUCUUUCUUUUAAUAAUAGAAGUUGGGGGUUUUGUAUCAAGAAAAGUAAGGUGAGAUCUUGGAUAUUUGUGGCAAUCCAAAAGACCAAACUUAGUGGGGUCUAUUCUUCUCCAAUUCAUUCCUUGUAAAGUAAUUCUUGUUGUGAUUGGAGCUUUUGUCCUUCUGUUCGGAGCAGUGGUGGUCUUCUUUCAAUCUGGUGUAGUUUGAAAUAUAUAUAUAUAUAUAUAUAUAUAUAUAUAUAUAUAUAUAUAUAUAUAUAUAUAUAUAUAUAUAUAUAUAUAUAUAUAUAUAUAUAUAUAUAUAUAUAUAUAUUCUCCUUUUUCUAGUUCUAGUUCCUUAGGCGUCUGUUAAGGUUGUGAUGCUACUAGCACAUUGUGUUUAAUUGGUAGUUAAUGCUUAUUCCAAGUGUUCCGUUGCUGAUAAAAGAGUUAUGUAAGUGAAGUCGUGCUCUCGUAAAAUGGUAUUUGGAGGUGCCAUUUGGCGUGUCUCGGGUGAUUUUGAUUCUAUUUGCUCUUUUAAAGAAAGGAUUGGAAUGAAAGUUAUUCUAGUUCCUUUGGGUGUGGAACACCUAAAAUUCUGAAAUUUUAUCUCUCAAAUGGAGCUAAUAAAUUUACCUAUCUUAGGAAGGAAGUUUACUUGGUUCCAUCCAAAUUGUAGGGCUGCUAAUGGUACUGAUAUCCAAGGCUGGAAAGAUUUUGUUGUGUUGAAGAAAUUAAAAUCUCUUAAAGUGGUUCUAAAAGCAUGAAUAAACAGUUGAUUGAUAAUCUUUGCUCUCAUAUUGACAAUUUUAAAGAGGUGGUGGAUGCUUUGGUUGAUUUUAGGACCUUAUAUGUUGAGGAGAUAAAGUCUAGAUCUGGAGCACUUACGAAUAUGUAGUCCUUGUUAAGAAUUAAAGAUUCUCAAUUGUUCCAAAGGUCAGUUUUGGGAAGGUGACAUAAACUCCGACUACUUUCAUGCUUUUGUGAAAAUAAUAGAAUGAUAUCAUGGCAUUAAGGUUGAAUAUGGUUGGAUUGAAGGAGUGUAUGAUAUUAGCCAAGAGAUUUUUAGUAAUUUAUCAGAUGUUUUUAAUUAACCGAAUAUUGAUAGGCCUCACAUUGAUGAUGUUGCCUUCUGAUCUCUUUUGGAUGAUGACAACCUUUUUUUGACAGAUGUUUUUAAUUAACCGAAUAUUGAUAGGCCUCACAUUGAUGAUGUUGCCUUCUGAUCUCUUUUGGAUGAUGACAACCUUUUUUUGACAGCUCCUUUUAGCCUCUAGGAGUUAGAUAUUGUUGUUUCAAAGUGUGAAGGUAGCAAAAGUCAUGGUCUGGAUGAGUUAAAUUUUUUUCUUCUUGAAAAGGUUCUGGAAUAUUGUUAAAGAUGAUUUGAGGAUCAUGUUUGAUCAAUUCUAUUGUUUUGCAUCUCUACGAUGUACUUUUUCAUCUUAAUUUGUGACUUUGAUCCUCCAAAGUUAAAUCUCCAACUAAAUUGGGUGAUUUUGAACCGAUUUCUUUGGUGGGAUCUUUGUAUAAGAUGAUGGCUAAAGAUUUGGCCAUUAGGCUUGGGUCGGUGAUGGAGAAAAUUAUUUCCUCAAAUCAAUCAGCUUUUCUUAAAGGGAGAAUAUUGGUUGAUGGAGUGGUGGCUAUCAAUGAGGUGGUAGACUUGGCCAGGAGAUCUAAGAAAUCUUGUCUUAUUAUUAAGGUGAAUUUUGAGAAAGCAUAUGAUUCUGUUAGUUGGAGCUUUUUUGGGUUAUAUGCUUAUCGAAUUUGGCUUUAAUGAGAAGUUGAAGUCUUGAAUAAAAUCUUAUGUGUUCGAUGGUAACUUUGCUCAACUCAAGAUAUUAGCAUCUAAAGGGUCUUGAAACAAGAGGUUCCACUAUCUCCCUUCUUUUUACUAAUUGUGGAUGAGUCUCGAAGCGGUUUAAUUGCUAUAGGCUGAGGAGCUGAUUGGUCUUUACUCAAGGUUCAGAUUUGGAUUGUUCGAUUUGAAGCUACAAAGACUAAUCCAUUUAAUGCUGGAAAGCCUAUCAUCGUUAUUUGAGUCCUUGGCCACCGGUGAUCCGAAUUUGUUUCUUGAUGAUCUUAUUCCAUCUUUAUUUAAAAUCCGCAAACUAUCAGACAUGUUUUAUCAUCUUCUUAAUUAUUUAUGCGGGUACUGAGUAUUUUGGACUAUGAUGUGCUUAACUUUGGAAAUGCCAACACUUUCUGUUGUUGGAAUACUGAUAAAAGUUGGAAUUAA
Messenger RNA from Vicia villosa (hairy vetch), 4310 nucleotides. RefSeq names its product probable CCR4-associated factor 1 homolog 9. Gene Ontology annotation, cellular component: P-body; CCR4-NOT complex; CCR4-NOT core complex. NCBI's taxonomy places the organism in Eukaryota, Viridiplantae, Streptophyta, Magnoliopsida, Fabales, Fabaceae. Gene Ontology annotation, molecular function: nucleic acid binding; poly(A)-specific ribonuclease activity. The transcript has 3 exons. The coding region runs from base 143 to 967 and encodes 274 amino acids. The record is from RefSeq and is a predicted model, not a curated record.